AGUGGAUAGAGCGUCUGCCUGGAGGGUGGAUAGUCGGUGGUUCGAUCGUGACUGUUAUAAAGAUACUUUUUGUGUCCUUGCCUAGCGAUCAGCGUUAAGGGGAUAAAACAAGGAUAGAAGAGGCUGAGAGUCGAUGUGCGGUGUCGGACAGGGCGUCAGUGUGAAAAUUACGGCAUUGUGUAUCGAUCAUCUUGCACUGUAGAACCUGGUCGUUCCUCUUCCUAUCUAAGCAACGGAUGGCCAUAUAUGAUAAGGGGCCCUAUCCACAAAGCAUUCGUAGCACUACAUCAUAGGCUAAUGAUAUAGUAUGGAGUAUGAUAGGUCGUAACGUUACGAACACUUUGUGGAUCGAGACCCUGAUCGUAUGUUAAUUGUAGGAUCCCAGAGAGAAGGGAUUAAUGCAGGAUGAGAGAACAGUUUUCUAUGACAGAGAGCGACUGUACUUCAAAGAAUGCCUACGUUACCAUGGUUGUGGAUGACGUCACAGCUAUUGGUGCCAUGGUUCUUCAACAAUCUUUAAACAAUACACAGACCGAUCACUGCAUUGUUGCCAUGGUGACAGACUCAGUAUCUUGGCUAAUAAGAGAUAUGUUGGACGACCGUUUUCAUAAAGUCGUUGACAUUAAACCAGUCAAAGUAAAGAAAGGGGAUCAGCCCCCUUCGCCACUAUUCGGCAAAUUCCGGGCAUGGUCGUUUGAAGAAUACGACACGAUUGUCUACCUUCAUUCUGACACUUUGGUAUUGAGUAACGUGGACGAGUUGUUUCACUACCCAGAGUUAUCGGCCGUGGCGGAAGGGACUUGGACUGAUCACUUCAAUUCUGGGGUCAUGGUCAUUAAGCCGUCCGUUGAGAGAUUUAAGUCGCUUCGGAACAUGGCCAAAACGGAACAAAGCUUCGAUGACACGGAUCAAGGCACGUUGAACAUGUAUUUCUCGGUAUGGCAUCGACUGUCCUGUAUAUACAACACUGCAGGCGACUCACCAGAGACAGCUGUUGGGGCUUAUAACAGGUUCGGCCACAGAGUGAAGAUUGUACGUUUCAACACUGAAAUGAAGCCUUGGCUUGUGUCCUACAACCUGGAAGCUAAACAGACCGAGAUGUACGCUGGGGAACUCGGCCUCAUCCCUGUCCCCAGACCCUUCUAUGAGCGAUGGUGGCGGGUGUUCAUGGCAUCAGUCAGGCCGCACCUUGACAAGGUUCUUAGAAAUCACAACAUGGCAAUCGUUCAGGAUGGACCUCGGAUAUUUUUAGGUGAUCGCUACACGGGUCUUCAUGUCCAAGCGAACUUCUUCGUAUUGCAUGACAAGUCGUACCCCAAGUUCCUCAAUGUUCAAGGCAAGGCGAUCAACAACCAGUAUUGUACCAAGUUAGACGUCUUCUUCUUUGACCAGGGCGCUUUCGAUGUCAGAGGAUAGUCCCAAAUAAAUUUGUAUUUCAUUUCGUACACAUUUUAAUUCAAAUUUAUAUGUUCAACAUCUCUGAGCUGAGCAGAAUUAUGAUUUAUUAUUAUAAGACAUUGCACAAGUUUCAACUUAAAACGUCCUGAAGACUUGAGGCUUUACAUGGAUUUUAGAUUGUGAGAGUAACAUUUGUUACAGGUAGUGCAGAACAUGCUUACCCUUUUCACGACUUUCCGUGAUCCAUUCAUAUAAUUUCUUUUUUUAUAUAUUUUGCUAUUUUUUAAAUUCUGAUUUGACGCCUUUUCGAUACCAGUUGUUCUCUUGCGAAAACACAUAUACUAUAUCAGAUGUCAGUUAAUGUUGAUUUCAUUAUACGGGUAUCUCGUGUAUUGUGGUUUCCACAAAAUGAACUGCGGGAUGACCCAAGGAAAGUUUUGCUGAUAACUGUGCAUGUUGCUAAACGAAAAGGUGAAUGUACGAUUAGGAAAUCAAAAUCCCUUUAUAGUUCAGCCUGCAACAUAAGCUAUCUUCAUUACACAUGAUCUUUGUACAGAUCCAAGGCACAUGUUUUGUACAUGUUUUCCCAGUUGUUUCCUCGUGUUUAAAACCUAAAAAUCUCAAGAACAGAUGAGGUGAAAUCAGUCACCUACCUUGCCAUUGUUGAGAGAAUAUGAGAUCGUCUAUACCUGAAACUGACUUGAACAUUUUUUUGUAAAGGGCCCUUUUUUGGCUUGGCUAAACAGUUAGUGAGUUAGUUGAAAGGUAACGUCGUAUCGGCCUUAUUUCAGCCAUAUAGCACGAGACCAAGUUUAUACUUGUAAUGAAAAACUUUAUGAAAAAAGAGAAAGACCAACCAAACAGAAUUUCUUAAACAAAGCAAUAACUAAGUUAGAAACUGAUGGUGGAUAUUAUCUACUAUUUUCAAACUUUAUAUACCAGUAAACAUGUCACAGAUGUCGAUCUAGAAUUCUUAUUCAAUGAUAGUGAAUACAUAGAUUAUCUGACAACAACGCUCAUGCUCUUGAAGGGGAAUUGCAAUACGAUGACAAAUGUGAACAAUGAAAAAAGCCCUGGUCCAUCUGGUUUUACAGCUGAAUUCUAUAAAUUAUUUUGGAAGGAUAUCAAUAAAUACAUAAUCAAUUCUUUAAAUGAAGCAUAUAGGAGGGGUCAAAAACGAGGUCUCAUAACAUGCAUCCCGAAAAGAGAUAAAUCUAAGGAACAUUUGAAAAUGUUCAGACCUAUUUCAC
This is a messenger RNA of Haliotis rubra (blacklip abalone), 2648 nucleotides long. Its product is annotated as glycogenin-1-like. The coding region runs from base 406 to 1416 and encodes 336 amino acids. The transcript has 8 exons. NCBI's taxonomy places the organism in Eukaryota, Metazoa, Mollusca, Gastropoda, Lepetellida, Haliotidae. Gene Ontology annotation, cellular component: cytoplasm. Gene Ontology annotation, molecular function: glycosyltransferase activity. The record is from RefSeq and is a predicted model, not a curated record.